Messenger RNA from Notechis scutatus (mainland tiger snake), 3395 nucleotides. It is a transcript of the gene SIX4, whose product is annotated as SIX homeobox 4. Gene Ontology annotation, molecular function: DNA-binding transcription factor activity, RNA polymerase II-specific; RNA polymerase II cis-regulatory region sequence-specific DNA binding. NCBI's taxonomy places the organism in Eukaryota, Metazoa, Chordata, Lepidosauria, Squamata, Elapidae. Gene Ontology annotation, cellular component: transcription regulator complex; nucleus. Gene Ontology annotation, biological process: regulation of transcription by RNA polymerase II. The record is from RefSeq and is a predicted model, not a curated record.
GGAGAAGCCCCUCCACCUAACACCAAACCCAGACCGGCGGGGUGGGGGGGGAGAUGUCUUCUGUCUCUCCCACCACCGCGAUUCCCAGCGUGGUGGCGACGAUCAAGCAAGAAAACGUCCUGGAAAUGUUCUGCGGCGGGACGACCGAGAAGGUAACCUCGGGCGGUUCGGCUCCCACGUCUGCACCGCCUUCUCGUCUUGCAGCGGCGGUGGCAGCAGCUCCUUUUGCUAGGAAGGAAAAAGCCAGGGAAGAGGAGGACGAGGAGGAGGAGGAGGAAGCAGCAGCAGCAGCAGCCGGUAGGGUUGCGGGUCAAGUUCUACUCCACUCGGAACUUUUGGUGCGGAAUCCCGCCGCGUCUCCCUUGUCCUCGCCUUCGCCUCGGUCCUCGUCGUCGUCGUCUUCUUCCUCGCCCCAGGCUCUGCUCGCUUUCUCCCCGGACCACGUCGCUUGCGUCUGCGAGGCUUUGCAGCAAGGCGGGAACCUAGACCGCCUGGCCCGGUUCUUGUGGUCCCUGCCCCAGAGCGACCUGCUACGUGGCAACGAGAGCCUGCUGAAAGCCCGGGCGUUGGUGGCUUUCCACCAGGGACUCUACGCCGAGCUCUACGGGAUUUUGGAAAGCCAUAGCUUCGACGCCGCCAACCACCCUCUCCUGCAGGAACUCUGGUACAAGGCGCGCUACACCGAGGCGGAGAGGGCCCGCGGCCGACCCCUGGGCGCCGUCGACAAGUACCGCCUGCGCAGGAAGUUCCCGCUGCCCCGCACCAUCUGGGACGGCGAGGAGACGGUCUACUGUUUUAAGGAGAAAUCGCGCAAUGCCCUCAAGGAGCUCUACAAGCAGAACCGCUACCCUUCCCCGGCCGAGAAGCGCAACUUGGCCAAGAUCACCGGCCUCUCCCUCACGCAGGUCAGCAACUGGUUCAAAAACCGGCGGCAACGGGAUCGCAACCCCGCGGAGCCGCAGUCCAAAAGUGAGUCGGAUGGUAAUCCCAGCACAGAAGAUGAAUCCAGCAAAGGGCAAGAGGACUUGUCUCCACGUUCCCUUGCGAGCACCUCUGAUGGUGGCACCAGCUUAAGCCUUCCUAGCCCAAUGGAGCAAGUAUAUAUGCAGCAACUUGGAAACUCCAAAAUAUCCUUAAGCUCUUCAGGAGUUUUACUGAAUGGGAACCUAAUGCCUCCCAAUCCAUCUGUUUUUCUUAAUGGUACUUCUUUCAUUCAGGGCCCCAAUGGUCUCCUUCUCAAUGGUCUCGGUGUGGGAUCUUCUCAGGCAGUAUCAUCAAGUCCACUCAAAACAUCACCCCAUGCUUUGAGCAAUGGAGUCUCCAUGGGUGAUAUGUUAGUCCCUUCCUCAGAAGAUGUGAAAGACUUCAAACUCCUCCAGACUUCUCUGUCCAAUUCCAUUGCGCCAUCAACACCCACAACAACAUACAGCCCCAAUUCUGGGCCUGUGUCUUUCCCAGGCUUGACACCAAGCAUGGAAGUAAAGAGGGAAGAAAGUGAAGAAGCAAUAGCAUCGCAAGACAGUGGCUCAGUAGUCACUUUUACCACUCCAAUCCAAAUCAACCAAUAUGGCGUUGUCCAAAUCCCUAAUUCAACAAACAGUGGCCAGUUACUUAAUGGAGGCCUCAGUUUUUCUCCGAUGCAGCUGCCCUCAGUAUCAGCAGCAACUUCCCGAGGUAGUCUUUCCAUUAACCAAGGCACAUCAAGCAAUGGCACAUUUACUACUGACUCUACGACCGCUGCCGCACAACAAGGGAAAGUGUUUUUUAGCUCCCUUGCUCCCAGCACUGUGGUGUACACCAUCCCAAACACCAGCCAGGCAGUUGAGCCGGUGAAACAGGAAGGACUGGAAACAAGCCUGGUGUUUUCUCAAGUCAUGCCCCUUGGUCAAAAUGCCCAACUUCAUGCUAGUCUACCUUCAGACAACUUACCCAAUGGGGUCAUGCAGCCAGGAGGAGCCUCUUCCUCCUUAGUUAACGUGACUAUAUCACAUAACUUUUCCCUUGGACCACCUUCUCUUUUAAAUGCAGAGGAACUCAACUCGGCCAUUUCUGAGAGCCCACCAAUGCAACCCCCCACAACAAGUGGGCCGACUGUUGUUUCCAUUAGUAAUGCAAACUAUGCAGCACUUCAGAACUGCUCCCUUAUCAGCAGCCAUGACCUGGUGUCCAUUUCUCCAGUGCAGCCGGCACUAACAGGGAUUGGUGGGGUAGCAAGCAAUGACAUUGGAUCCCACUCCUCUUUGCAAGGACAUCCUCACUUCACUCGAGAACAGCGGCUGAUCCUGCAGUCGAUUCCCACUCUAAAGGAAAACUUUUUAUCCGAUUCAGAAAACAGAUCAGGAAGCAGUUCGGUGAUGCUGGAUUCCAAAACCAAAUAUGUUACUAGCAAUAUAGUUGAUGCAAUCUGUGAAGAACUGGGGACAGACAAGAAACAGCUGGCUAAACUCCAGACAGUACAGAUGGAAGAAGAUAUGCAAGACUUGUAAAAAAAAAAAAAAAACCUUACGAUUAAUAAUCUUGUAUUUGCAUUUCAGUAGAAAAAUCUCUUCCUUUGAAGGCUAGAAGCACAGCAGUGGGUUUUUUCCCCCUCUAGGCACAAAGAAAAAUAAAAAAUGCACAGUUGAAGAAGAAACCAGUUUACUAAAAGGAGGUCUUCACUAAGAAUACAGAAUUGCCAUGCAAUGUUUGCAUGAAUGCUCACUUUUGUUAAGCCUGAUCAAAAGGAAUUGUACAUGGCUGGAAGGGAAAUGCCAGUCAAAUAUGAGAUGGUUUGGCUUACCCAAGUAGCUUCUUUGGACAGGGAGAGCAUCAAGGUAAUUUCAGAAUGUUUAUUAACCGAUAGCUAUCGGUUAGGAGCAAGAUUAUCUUUUUAAAAAUACUGGAACUAAAAGAGAAAAUACAUAUUGUUUUUUUUUGGGUCUAGAUUCAAUUUUACUUAUAGAUAGACGGUGGGCGUUAAGAAAGUGGUAUUUCAGUUUUCAACUUUAAAGGAGUACUUUAGAUAAUACCUCACAAGCUACUGUUACCUUCUUUUGCAAGCACAAUUGCAAAUACUCUCUUUGGGGUGUGUGUGUGUGUGUGUGUUGUUAAAAGUUUUCCAUCAGAAUAUCAAUGUUCUGCACUCUCAAUUUUUAUAGUUUUGGAAAAGGUGCAAGUUUUCUUUGUCUUGUUUGAAUCGGUGGGGGAAGGGAAGAAAACAUUUUGCCACUUGAAAUUAUGCAACCUAGAAUCCUUCGCUCUGCCACCUAUGUAAAUAUUAUUUUAAUUGUGCUAAUGAGAAUUGUUUUUAUUAGUAGGAUGAUUCUAUUUAUAAUCAUUGGUGUCCAUUUUAUCAUUUUGAGAUAUGAUGAGCAGUUUAAUUUAUUUUUUUCUUUCUGUAUUUUUGAACAGGAAAU